This is a messenger RNA of Lachancea fermentati, 1104 nucleotides long. The record is from the annotation of a GenBank genome assembly. Lineage: Eukaryota; Fungi; Ascomycota; Saccharomycetes; Saccharomycetales; Saccharomycetaceae.
AUGUCAAAGGUUGUUGUUAUUGGUGCCGGUGUUUCAGGCUUAACGUCUGCGUUAUGCUUACUUCAAUUGUAUACUGACAGAAUUCGAGAGUUGACCAUUUUAUCAUCUGAGUGGCCAGGAGAUUAUCAUGCACAUGAUUAUACAUCACCAUGGGCAGGCGCAAAUUGGGCCAGUUUCGCAUCAAAGGAUCAAGUGGAACAAAUUCAACGUGAUAAAGCUUCGUAUUUAAAGUUUCGGCAGUUGGCUAAAAAGGAGCCCGAGUCGGGAGUAAAAGAAUACACAAGCAAGAUUUUUAACUUGAAAGAACACGGAUUGCCAUGGUACAUUGAGCAAGACUUCGUAGAUGACAUCAAAAUUGCUACCGAUGCUGAAUUGAGAUAUAGAAAUUUGGAUCCCGCUUUGUAUUCUGGUUUUGAAUAUACAGGCUUCACAAUCACCCCAAAUGUCUACAAUAAUUAUUUGAUUUCCAAGAUCCGCAAGUUAGGCGGAAAGGUAAAGAGAGUCCCUAGACUGAAUGACAUCACUGACGUUGUUGAUGUUGUUGGUUACUUGCCAGACUUAGUUAUCAACGCCACGGGUGUCAACGCUGGUAAAUUGCUUAAGAAUCUAGAGCCAGAGGAGUUAAAGAAAGUGUAUCCUGUUAAGGGCCAAAUUUUACAGGUUUUCGAGGAUUUACCAUUCCAGCUCAUGGUGGACACUUUACCUGAAGAGCACAAAGCCCUCCCCUACCAGUUCUUGAACAUUUUCCCCAGAGCCGAAGGUGGUUGCAUUAUCGGCGGUGUCUUCAAGAAAGGCGAUUGGACCAAUACUGUCGAUUCCAAGCUUAGUGAGAGUAUCAUUUCUGUGUGCAAACGUCAUGUUCCAGAGCUGAGAUCCGCAUCUGUUUACAACUCGUACACCGCUUUGAGACCUGGUAGAGAAGGCGGGGUACGUAUUGAGCUUUCCCAAUAUGCCAUUGGCAAGGGCAAGAAAUUAAACGUGGUUCACAACUACGGUAUCGGAGGUGCUGGUUACCAAUCUUCAUACGGGAGUGCCAUGGAGGUUUGCUUGAACGCGAGUAGAGUUUUAGGCAGUCCCUUGGGUCAAUGCCCCUUUAAGUUGUAG